This is a messenger RNA of Neohortaea acidophila, 1320 nucleotides long. Its product is annotated as Inosine/uridine-preferring nucleoside hydrolase domain-containing protein. NCBI's taxonomy places the organism in Eukaryota, Fungi, Ascomycota, Dothideomycetes, Mycosphaerellales, Teratosphaeriaceae. Gene Ontology annotation, biological process: purine nucleoside catabolic process. The record is from RefSeq and is a predicted model, not a curated record. Gene Ontology annotation, cellular component: cytosol. Bases 1 to 1320 code for a protein of 439 amino acids. The transcript is spliced from 6 exons. Gene Ontology annotation, molecular function: purine nucleosidase activity.
AUGGCGCCACGAAAAAUCAUAAUCGACACCGAUCCGGGCGUCGAUGACAUCCUCGCCAUGCUCCUCGCCUUCUCAGGCCUCCCAUCCGAAGUCGAAGUCCUCCUCGUCUCCGUCACGUACGGCAACGUCGACGUCCGCAACUGUCUCCGCAAUGUCGUCUCGUUAUUCUCCAUCAUCGAGAAGGAAAUGGCGUGGCGUCGAGCUCAGGGCCGGCCUGUGGGCUUCGACACGCUUAGGCAGUCGAAACCGCUUGUUGCUGUUGGCCCGGAGCAUCCGCUUGCGGAUGAGAUGUUGAUGGCCGAUUUCUUUCACGGGAGAGACGGACUCGGAGAAAUCCAUACCAGCCAUCCGCACCUCAGCCCAGCAGAUACUUGGAAAGCACUAUUCGACGACGCGGAGAGCUCUGCAGAUCCCGAACAAACCGCGAUAGCCGAAGAGCUGAAGAAGACCGACUCCAUCUUCACCGCAUCCCGCACUCCCGCGCAUCUGGAGAUUCUCCGCCUGCUGCGCGAAAACGAGCCGGAUACAAUCACGAUUGUAGCCGUUGGCCCGCUCACAAAUCUGGCGUUAGCAGCAGCAGCAGACCCCGAGACGUUCCUUCGGACCAAGGAAGUAGUCGUGAUGGGGGGCAAUGUCCAUCAUCCAGGAAAUAUGACCCCCGUAGCAGAAUUUAACACCUACGCCGACACCAUCGCCGCCGCACGAGUCUACGCCCUCACCUCCCCCAACCCCCACACAACCAUGCCCCCCGUCCCCCCAGCACCACCAGGAACGCCCGAAGGAACCUACCCCCCACCCUUCCUAAACCCCUACCCCCCCAACCUCCCCGAGCGCCUCAAACUCUCCCUCUUCCCCCUCGACAUCACCGAACAACACCUCCUAACCCGCGGCGCCUUCCGCGCCCUCCUCUCCCCACUCACAACAGCCCACUCCCCCCUAGCAGAAUGGACGCAGGCCUUCAUGACCGCCACCUUCGCCAAAGUCGAGUCGCUGCACCCGGUCGUGACAGGCGACGCAGUGAGUCUGCAACUGCACGACCCCAUGUGCACAUGGUACUGCAUGACGGCCGAGCACGCGGGGUGGAAGUUUGCCGUGGACGAGGAUUUGCGCGUCGAGACGGCGGGCCAGUGGACGCGGGGGAUGUGUGUGGUUGAUCGGAGGGAUCGGCCGAAGAGCGAUGAUGCCGAUUUGCAUGAGGUCGCGGGAGAUACUGAUGGAUGGGUCGGCGGAGGCAAAGGCAACAGACUACGGAUAUGCAUCGACUCGCCUGGCCGAGCGGACUUUGGCGCGUACAUGGUGAAGAGGAUUUUUGGCCUGUGA